This is a messenger RNA of Boeremia exigua, 2073 nucleotides long. RefSeq lists its product as uncharacterized. Gene Ontology annotation, cellular component: RSC-type complex; nuclear chromosome; nucleus. Gene Ontology annotation, molecular function: zinc ion binding; transcription coregulator activity. Gene Ontology annotation, biological process: regulation of transcription by RNA polymerase II; chromatin remodeling. The record is from RefSeq and is a predicted model, not a curated record. The coding region runs from base 206 to 1981 and encodes 591 amino acids. The transcript is spliced from 3 exons. Lineage: Eukaryota; Fungi; Ascomycota; Dothideomycetes; Pleosporales; Didymellaceae.
CGAAACGAACCUCAGAACUCGGACCAGGCCGCCAGGCAAGGGGAGGAAAUACGUCAAUCUGCAACUCGACCUCUCCUCUGACCCUUCUCGGACCUCGACGCACGACCAACUGCCACACGCGCUGGUUGCGACGCGUCUGCUGCUCGCCCAGCUCUUCUGAGCUUGCUCACCUGUCGCACCACUGCCGUCGCGCAUCCCAGCAGCCAUGUUCACCACUACGGGCAAGACGGCGCCGCCGCAGGCGUUCAUGUCGAGCUAUGCGCCGCGACUGCGAUCGCAUGGCAAUUCGCUGAUGUCCCCCAUUGUGCCGCCGUCAAACACUCUCCCUGCGCCGCGCGUUACGAAGCGCGGAACUGCCGUCCUCAGCUAUGCUGAAGAUGCGUUCGACGACGACGACUUUGAGGACAGUGACCGCCCGAGGCGCGCGACCGGCCUGCGCAGUGUACAAAGGGAUGCCACCAUGAACCUGGACCAGACGGCGCAAAUAGCAGCGCUGGGACAGGAGCUCACAGCACCCAUUGAGGUGCAAGGCAUUUGGAGAGAUUGGAUGGGAAGACCCAAGCGCACUUUAACGGAAAAGCAGGUGCAAGUGCAGGCUGCGCUCCCUGUGACCCUGAUUCCCAUACGAAUAGACAUGGACAUCCAGCCAUUCCGACCAGAAGCACCAUUGCCUACCCCUUCGAAUGCGCGCGACUUCGGCAUCAACGAAAGCCUGCCAGCGUACAAGCAGCCAGACGUGACGCCAGCCUACCGGCUCAAGGAUUCGUUCCUCUGGAAUCUCCACGAAGCCCUCAUGACACCCGACCAGUUCGCAAAGCAGUUCGUUGAUGAGCUCGAUCUGCCGACCGACCGUAAGCCUCAGAUCAUCUACAACAUUGCAGGUCAAAUACGACAGCAACUCGAGGAGUAUGCUGGGGUUGCCCUACACCCGCUCUUCCACUCGACUACGGCGCCAUCCCUUCAAGGUACCAUAGCGAAACCUUCCUUGCUCCCUGCAACUCGGGAUGGAACUUCGACUCCGGCACUUGCGCCGACAAAUGGCGCCUCGACACCUGUGACAAAUGGCGCAAUCCAAACCAAUGGUGCGAAUACGCCUGCGCCUAUCGCGAUACCCAUUGGAGUGUCAGCAUCUGCCACCGCAUUGCCUUCCGAGGAGCUUCACAAUCCAGACGACACCUACCGUUGCAUAGUCACCCUCAACAUUAAUCUGAUGAACCGUCUGUACACCGAUAAAUUCGAAUGGUCUUUGCUCCAUCCCCCAGGCUUUGCAGAGAUGUUCGCACAGAUCACAUGUGCUGAUCUGGGCUUACCAGGCGAAUGGGUAUCCUCAAUGACCCAUGCCAUCUACGAGGCUGUGCUUCGUUUGAAGAAAGAAGCUUGCGAGAAUGGCGGACUUGUUGGGGAUGGAGAAAUCGACAACGAUGCUGUUGAGCCAUCAACGGGUGCAGGCUGGAGGUAUGACCAUGAACACCUGUGCGAUGAGUGGGAGCCUAAGGUCGAGAUGUUGUCUCAAGAUGAAAUCGAGAAGCGUGAAGGCGAUCGUGAGAGACAGAUCAGAAGGUUACGGAGAGAAACAGCGCGCUUUUCUUCAACCGCAAACAUGUCCGGCACACCACAGAACGAGUUUUUCAGCAAUAUUGAGCAGCAAGAAAACAUGGGUCGCGGCGAGCGAAGCAAGAAGAAGAGGAGGUUUAGGAGUCUUAGUCCCGUUGGGCGAGACACACCCGGUGCCGGCUCCGGCUAUGGCGGGGAGGGAGGAGGAUUGCAGGAAGGAGAGCGACAAACGUGGCGUUGCGCACAUUGCUACGUUUGGGGCACUGCCGUCUGGGCUGUUCGCGACGGACCACGAGGUCCACGCACACUCUGUCACAAUUGUGGCUACCUGUACGAACGGGACAAGAAACUUCCACCGUGGUCAGAACAUUUGUUUUUCAACGAUCGUCCUUAUCAUGAAGUUCAACAGUAUCGGGCACAGCGGUAAAUGCCCUUAGAGUCAACAAUCUAUUGUUGCUUGCUUGCACGGGACAGGCCUUACCUUCCGUAAUGAAUUUGGCGACGAGUCGGACCUAUGUG